Messenger RNA from Drosophila novamexicana, 2928 nucleotides. Its product is annotated as alpha-protein kinase 1. The transcript has a single exon. The coding region runs from base 181 to 2802 and encodes 873 amino acids. The record is from RefSeq and is a predicted model, not a curated record. NCBI's taxonomy places the organism in Eukaryota, Metazoa, Arthropoda, Insecta, Diptera, Drosophilidae.
CAGGAAACAAAAAAUACUUAACAAGCUCCAGAUAUUCUUUAAGUCGGAUCAAAUUUGAAACAAAACAAAACACCAAAAAAAAAAAAAAACAAAAAGCCCAGACAAAAAAAAAACAACACUUUGGAAAUUUAUUAGUGGGCACAGUUAAAAUUUCGUUUUUAAAUUAUUGCUACCAAGCGAAUGUCUUUGGAAAGGUCGAAAUUCUUUGCGGGGGCUCGGGGUGUCGAGACCAACGCAUUCUACGGGUCCAUGACGCUCGGCGCUGGCGAAGGUCACGGCUUUGUUGCCCAUACAGCGGCGCGUGCCCGCUUUGGAGGCGUCCCAAUGCGCCAACAACAACAGCUGCAACAGCUGCAGCUGCAGCAGCAGCAGCCGUCAUCAACGGAGGCGGCAAAACCAAAAGUGGCGAAACGACGCGGCGCACAGCCUAAGGUGGCCAACACAAUGCCAUGCACUGUGGAGGAGUUCACUAGGCGGGCCCAAGCAUUGGCCACGGGCAAAGCUGUCGGCGGCGGCGGCGGCGGCACAGCAGGCAAACCCGCAACGAGCGGUAACAGGCGCAACGUGCGGGGAGCAGGUGGCGCAGAAGCGGUGGCCAAAAAAGUGAAUGCCGUAACGUCUAUCAAUCGGAAUCGCGGCCAGACAGGUCACACGUCCACAGGUGGCAACGAUACGGAGUGGAGCAUGCCGGCCAAAACGGCGAACGGCAGCGGACGCAAGCCGGCGGCGCGUGGACGCCGCAGCGGCCGCGUGCGCAACGAGACGCCGCAGACGAAAUGGCUGCUGCUGCCGCAGAGCAAUUUUCGGCAAUGCAGCGAAUCCUCGUCGGAGGCCAAUUCGCCAAGCAAUGCCAGCCAGCAGCAGCUGCGCGUUAAGGCCUCCUGGCCAGCCAUCGGCAGCCGGCCCAGCCUCAGGAGUCAGCAGCUUGUGGAGACGCCCACAAAAUCCAAUGUACAAUCGCGCUUGUUCACAGUGCCCAGCCAGCGCCAAACGAUGUCAGAUGAGCCAAAGCAGGCGCAGCCAAGCGAUCAUGUGCGAUCAAUGCGACAGCAACAGCAGCAGCAGCAGCAGGCGUCAACGACUUUGCUGUUGCAGGCGGACGGCGUUAAACAGAUGGCGUCCGUCGACAACAGUCGAAGGUCGGCGUCGUCCGUGAAGCCCAGUCCGAACAGCAACACGAAUUGCAGCAACAAUAGCUUUCAAUCGACGCUUGGCUUGAGUGGCAGCAGCAGCAGCACCUGGUCGAACAGUGAGUCCUACGAAGCGCCCCUUGCACUCAAAGGCGACAAUAAGACCAUCAAAGUAACCUCAACCGUUAUCAAAAUAAUGCCCAAUGCGCCGCUGCGCAUCAUAACACCAGCACCAGCAGCAGCACCAGCAGCACCAGCAGCACCAGCAGUAGUAGCAACAGCAGCAACAAUUGCUGCGCCCAGGCCAUCAACGCUAUCGUCAAUUAACAAGCGUGUGCCGCCCAAGCAGCCACAGCAGCAGCAGCAGCAGCAGAAGCCUGCACAACAGCAACAGCUGCCGAAAGCAACAGCAACAGCAGCUUCGGCAGCAGCAGCAACUGCAACGGCAACAGGAUCGUCCAAAAUUGUGCGCGUGGAUCAGCACAAGGUGCCAAAGACCAUAGAGGAUGGCAUCGAUAUAAGCUAUCAGUAUUUUGUUUCCACGCCCGUUGCACGUGGCAAGAAGCCGUUGCCCAUACGCUAUCUAUACAGGCCGAUGGUGCGACGUUUGAAUCAGGCGAGCACAACAACAAGGCAUAGUCGUCGCAGCGGAGGCGGCGGCAGCAGCAGCAAAAGGGGGCUGUCGGAGGGCAAAACGGAGGAGGAAGAGCUGCUGGAGCAGCAUGUUCAGCUGGAUCAGGUUCAGGAUGCAGUGGUCACAUCGGCCGGCAGCAGCGAUAUUGAGUCAUUUGAUUCGAGCACAGAGCUAACUGAGCACAAUCGCGAUUUUGACCCGCCGCCAAUUGUGGUGGAUGCGAAAUAUUUGCCAUUUGUAAAGCAGCUAAAGAAUCAUCCCUGGCCACAGGAGCAGCGCAGAAAGGAUGCUGUGCAACAGCUGCAAAUACUCAAACAGCAACAGUUGCAGCAAAUGCAACAGCAACAGCAACAGUUGCAACUGCAACAUCAAAAAGAAGAAGAGCAGCAACAGCAGCAGCAGACACAGGGAGACCAGGAGCAACAGCUGAAGAAGGCAAAACAUUUGCAAAUGUUGCAGCAGCAACAGCAAUUAAUACAACAGCAACGGCAGCUAAUUGAGGAGCAACAGCAGCAAUUGCUGGCACAGGAACAACAGCUCAGUCCACGCCCAGUGCUGAUCGAUUUUCAGCCAAAUGUGACGCGUCUUAGCGCUGUUGGCGGUGCCAACAUUUGCUAUCAUGCACCAAUUCGCGUGUGCGCUGGUGCUGUCGAGCCAGCAACUGUUGCUGCUGCCGAGGCGACAGUGACAGCAACAGCAACAGCAGCAGCAGCAGCCACGCCCGAGAUCGUUGGGGCGCCGAUAAUAGCUGCCAUUACCUACGAGGAUGUUGAGCUGAAUGCCUGCGCUGCAAAGUCCGUAAGCUUUCAGAUGGAAAGUGACAGCAACUGCAACAACAACAACAACUGCAACUGCAACUGCAACUGCAACAGCAAGAGCAACAGCAACAGCAACGACAACGACAAUAGUUGCAGCCAGAGCGAGAGCCACAACAACAGCAACAAUUGCAGUGUAUGCGGCCUUACGGCCAUGCCCCCAAAAACAGAAAGGAAGCGACGAAAAUGCAAAUCGCGUGGCAAGAAGAAGAGCCGCAACUAAGCGUUGCACCUCCCGAAAUGGGGUGGCAGAAACGGGUUGCAGAUAAUAUGCCACGGAUAUAUAUAUAUUUAUAUAUAUAUAUAUAUAUUGAUAUUUUGGAAGCGUGCCCAAUUCACAAUUUAUACA